AUGAUGCCAUUACAACCUAACUAUCUUACUCCUUAUGCCAUCAUCUUCAUCUUUUUCAUCUCAUCUGUCGAUUGUAGAAGCACUGCAUGCAACAAACUGGAUCAAGAUUCUCUAUGGUCCUCUUUCAACAUGCCCUCUUCUCCUUUAAACUGGUCGUCGGAUGAUUGCUGUCAAUGGGAGGGCAUCACUUGUGAUAUGAGUGGUCGGGUGGCCCGUGUAUCGUUGCCCUCCAAAGGCCUCAAAGGAUAUAUACUUUCCUCUUCAUCACUACGAAAUCUCACACAUCUCACCCACCUGAAUCUCUCCCACAAUUCACUUACUGGUUCACUAGAUCAAACUGGUUUCUUCUUGUCAUUGAGUCAUCUUGAAAUCCUAGAUUUGAGCUACAACUUUCUUUCUGGAGAGCUACCAUCUUCUCUAUCAUCUGUUAAUAUUCGGAUGCUUGAUUUGUCCAGCAAUCACUUCCAUGGUGCAAUUCCAUCUUCAUUCUUCCAACAAGCUUGGAACUUGACUAGUUUUAACGUCAGCAAUAAUAUGUUCACCGGGUCUAUCCCAUCCUCUAUUUGUACCCGUUCUUAUCCCUUGAUUAGGCUACUGGAUUUUUCGUUCAAUAAAUUCAAUGGCAGUAUUUCUGGUGGAAUAGGGGAAUGUUCCAAGCUAGAAGUUCUUCGUGCUGGUUACAAUAAUCUCUCGGGAAUACUUCCCGAUGAUAUCUACUCUGCUUCAGCACUUGAAGAAAUUGUAUUACCUCACAAUUCAAUCUACGGAUUCAUAAGCGAAAGAGUUGUCAACCUCACCAACCUCAGAAUCCUUGACCUCUACUCUAACGAGUUGAGUGGUGCCCUCCCUACAAGUAUUGGUAAGCUAUCGAAAUUGCAAUUCAUGCUCCUUCAUUUCAACAAUCUAGAAGGUUAUCUACCUCCAUCUUUGAUGAAUUGCACGAGCAUUGUAGAACUACAUCUAGGAAGUAACCAUUUGGAAGGAAAUAUCUCUACCCUAAAUUUCUCCAAACUUGGUCAACUUACUAAACUUGAUCUUUGGAUGAAUUACUUCACUGGUAUCUUGCCACUUAGCCUUUACUCCUGCAAGUCCUUGAAAGCAAUUAGAUUGAGCAGAAAUGACCUUCAAGGACAAAUACAACCUGAGAUUCGUUCAUUGAAACUUUUGUCCUUCCUGUCACUCGGUUAUACCAGAUUGACCAAUGUCACAGGGGCACUACAGAUACUGAUGGGUUGCAAAAGGCUCAGGGCACUCUUACUCUCAUCAAGUUUUCAUCUAGCAGAAAAAUUGCCAGCUGACUAUGGUAUGGUUGAUUUUGCCGGAUUCCAAAAUCUGCAAUUUUUGGAUUUGAGUAACUGUGAGCUCAUGGGACAGAUACCUAUAUGGUUAUCUAAGCUCAAGAAACUAGAGGUUUUGGAACUCAGUUCUAAUAGAAUCACAGGAUCCAUUCCUAGUUGGUUGGGGAAUCUUCCAAGGCUCUUUUUUCUGAAUUUGGGAUCCAACCUACUUUCAGGUGAAUUUCCAAAGGAAAUCUGUAGACUACCGUCAUUGGUUUCUGAUCAAUCUACGGAUCAAGUAGACGAUUAUCUUGAACUGCCCAUCUAUGGAUCCAAAGAUGCAAUAAUUUUGCAGUACACAUUGUCUUACUUCCCCCGAGCGAUUGACAUAAAGAACAAUACCUUUACUGGGAGUAUACCUGUUGAGAUUGGUGAACUGCAGCUUCUCCAUAUUUUGCAUCUUAGUGGAAACAACUUCUCCGGCAGCAUUCCAGAGGAAAUAUCCAACCUUAAGAACUUGGAAGAAUUGGAUCUUUCCAUGAAUCAUUUCUCUGGAACUAUCCCACAGUUAUUGGCAGCCCUUACUUUCUUGAAAUCUUUCAAUGCCUCAUACAAUGAUUUUGAAGGACAGAUACCAAUUGGUACUCAGCUCCAAAGCUUCAGUGCCUCUGCAUUUGAGGGGAACCCGAAACUUUGUGGUGCUCCACUUCCAAAUCACUGCCUACCGAUUAAUGACAAUGAUGCAGAUAAGAACAGCCAAUAUAUGGAAAGUGAGCAAAAAUUUGACUGGUUUCAUAUAUCUGUGGCACUUGGGUUCAUCACAGGAUUUCUGGGAGUCUUUGGCCCUUUGUAUAACCAGGCAUGGAGGUAUGCAUAUUUCAAUUUCCUAGACAAUCUAUGGAAUAGACUUUAUGAUCACAGUUUGUACUGCUAA
Molecule: messenger RNA, 2211 nt
Organism: Rosa chinensis
Lineage: Eukaryota; Viridiplantae; Streptophyta; Magnoliopsida; Rosales; Rosaceae
Product: receptor-like protein 2
Exons: 1
Coding region: 1-2211 (736 amino acids)
Molecular function (GO): protein binding
Source: RefSeq, a predicted model, not a curated record